Lodderomyces oxycetoniae is the source of this 1317-nucleotide messenger RNA. RefSeq lists its product as uncharacterized. Gene Ontology annotation, biological process: regulation of transcription by RNA polymerase II; chromatin remodeling. Gene Ontology annotation, cellular component: SWI/SNF complex; NuA4 histone acetyltransferase complex. The transcript has a single exon. Gene Ontology annotation, molecular function: chromatin binding. NCBI's taxonomy places the organism in Eukaryota, Fungi, Ascomycota, Pichiomycetes, Serinales, Debaryomycetaceae. The record is from RefSeq and is a predicted model, not a curated record. Bases 1 to 1317 code for a protein of 438 amino acids.
AUGACAUAUAGAGCACUGGCAGUUGUUAUAGACAAUGGUUCGUACACUACCAAAGCGGGUUUUGCUCUGGACAACUUACCAUCACUUGUGUUCAAUUCCAAUUACAUCUAUGACGAAUCAUCACAGAAAGUGAUAGUUGGAGACGAUGAAAUGGACAAAUAUUCGCAAAAUGAGGUGUCGACUUUGUUAGAUAAUGGCUUGAUUUACAAUUUUGACAAUAUUGUGCACAAUUGGCAAUAUGUCUAUGACAAUAUCGAUAAUCACAAUGGUAUAGACUCAAAGGAGUUUCCUCUUGUUAUGACCGAACAAUCGUGGAACACUAUGAAAAAUAAAACAAAAACGUGUCAGAUUGUAUUUGAGCAGUUGGAGGUACCUCUCUUCAGUUUGGUUAAGAACCCCAUUAGUCAAUUGUACAGAUGUGGGAAAUCAACGGGUUUAGUCAUCGAUAUAGGCGCUGCAGUUACCAGUGUCACCCCCAUUUUCGAUGGGAUAAUACAAAACAAGUGUUCUUAUCAUUCGAAAUUUGCCGGCGAUUUCUUAAAUUUGCAUGUCAAGCAUUACUUGGAAGGUAAAGUAACCUCGAUAGAUGAGUUGCUCCCAUCCACUUUUAGAUCUUCACUGACUACUGCUUCUUUCAAACAGUACUACAUGAGUACCCAUGUUUUACAAGAGUUUAAAAAUUUGUCAAUCAAUUACCAUGUGUCAAACUUUCAACUAUAUGACCACAAAUAUAUUGACGUUAGUGACCAACGAAAUUUCCUUGAAAACUUGUUUGAUCCAACUGCAAACAAGCUACCUAAUGUAACAAUUCCCGAGCCAACUAUAGACAAGCCAAGCUCGCACGGUUUGACGAAUCUUGUCUUUUUAGCGAUAAAGAAUCUCGAAGCUUCGUUACUACCAAAUAACGAUAGCAACAAUGUAAACGGGGUGACUGCUUCGUCACAUAAUAGGUUUGCCAGAUUUAUGGAAAUAUUCAAACAAUUGUUAUCGAACGUUUUGAUAACAGGUGGAGUCUCUCUAUGCAACGGGUUGUCCGAUCAUGUUAUUAAUGAUUUAAAAUCAUUAACACAAAAGUAUUUCCCAAACUAUCCAUUUUCUUAUAAUGUGCAACUAAUAAGGCCGUCAAAUAGCCUGGACACAGCCGAAAUCUGGGAUAAGCAGUUUGGCAGUUGGCUAGGCGCUUGUAAUUUGGCUUCAAUGUUAAAUGACAAUGACGAAAACUCUGGUAGUGCAAAAAUCGCAUUAGAUAAUUGGUUUAUUACUAAAGCCGACUAUGAAGAAUUGGGAGAAGACAUAAUUACUGAAAAGUUUAAAUAG